UGUGCGGAGCGUGCGUAGUGGUUCUGAAAGCUGUCAUAAUAACGGCGCUAAGAAUAUCGCCAUUUUGCUCGUUGUCGGUAGGGAGUGUGCGGUCGUCUUUGCGUUUUAUGUUGUUAUAUGUUGUAUUGUAUGCUUGGUUUAAUUUGUGCUCCAACAGUUGGUCAGCAUCCAUAAACUCUGAAAAAUGGUGAUCGUCUGAGUAAGCUGUCUGUACAAAACAUGUGGUCCCGCUCCGGCUAUGAUAGCGGCUCAAGCGAGGAGGACAUGUCUGAUGAAUCCGCUGUCGACGAGACGCCUCCAACAGCUCGGAGUGGGGGACGCAAAUCCAUCAAUAAAGGCCGCUGGAGCAAAGAUGAAGAUGGACGGUUGAAACAGCUGGUGGAGGAUUACAAUGAGAGAUGGGACGUCAUCUCGCUUCACUUCCCCGACCGUUCCGAUAUCCAGUGUCAGCAGCGCUGGCAGAAGGUCGUCAAUCCAGAGUUAGUGAAAGGACCUUGGACCAAAGAGGAGGAUGAAAAGGUCGUUGAAUUGGUGAAGCGAUAUGGGCCGAAGAAGUGGACAGUGAUUGCCCGUCAUCUGAAGGGACGGAUUGGGAAGCAGUGUCGCGAACGUUGGCAUAACCAUCUGAAUCCUGCCAUCAAGAAGACAGCUUGGACAGAAGAUGAAGACAGGGUCAUCUAUGAAGCCCACUGUCAGUGGGGUAACCAGUGGGCCAAGAUUGCUAAGCUCCUUCCUGGCAGGACUGAUAAUGCAAUUAAAAAUCACUGGAACUCUACAAUGCGUCGAAAAUAUGAGUCAGAGGAGAAGCUAUCAAUAUCCUUAGAAGGAAAACGUGUCAAGAGUAAGGCAAGGGCCCAGGCUUGUACCCCAGACCAGUACAAUGGUAUUGAGCCGAUGAACAGUGUACAGUACCAGACCAGUGGAUCUAAUUUCUCGGAAGGCUCACAGCAACCCACCGUACAGACAGCCCUUGUUGGAGAAUAUCAAGCACAUGCAGCUGUUAGUGUGGAUGUGUAUGAGGGUACUGAUUGGUCUCCAGAAUAUUAUGAGCCAUUGAGUCAGUCAAGUACUGGAUUCUCUCAGACUGGCCCAAGUCCAGGACCAGCAGCAAGUCCUGCCGUGUGCCAAGUGUCACAGGCUGUGAGACUGGCUGACACGAAUAUUCCACCUAAUUAUGAACAGGAAUAUAAGCAACAGUCCCCUCAACAUGCGACCCCACCACAGAAUUCAUCGCAAUCAUUUUCACCACUAGGGGUGUUCGAUUUUGAGAUUCUGAAUACAAAUAGUCCGAUAAAGCUGGUGUCAUCACCUGAUGAAGGAUUUGCAGAUUUAAAUGUGAUGGAUUUGGUACCUAGUAGUGAAUAUAUUACCUCCACCUUUUCACCACAGAAGGACAUUGCUGCAAGAAGGCAGUUGAACAUAGGUUAUAUAUGUGGUCAGACCAUCAACAAUAUGAAUAAUGAUACGACAUCAUCUGAAGUGACAAAUGGAUGUUUAAUCCAAGUCACUCCAUCAUAUGUGGGCACAAAAUUAUCUCCACCAUCUAUAUUAAGGCGAGGUUUUCGCUACAAGCGGCGAAGAAGCAAGACGUCAGAUGAUCCGAACAAUUCAUCUGAUUUCAUUUUGCCUGAUGAACAUCCUGCAUCUAAGCAUAUGGAUGAUACAGGGAUCUUUUCAUCAUAUCUCUCAGUCACUAACAUAGAUUCACUUAAGACACCAGUAAAAGCAUCACCUAUAAAGCCAUUGGAGUUCAGCCCAUCACAAUUUUUAAACAGUCCGAACCUAUCCUUCAAUGUGGAUUUAUCAGCAACACCCCUUCGACGAUGUACUGUCACUGCACAGUCUACACCUUUCCAGCAAAAUGUAGAGCAAGAGAAGGAGAACAGCCCGGACCUUCUGAUCACGCCAAAUUCUUUUCCAAUGCAGCCAGUGAAGCAAAACCAGAUAAGCAGGAAUAGUGAUCGUGACCAUUUCACCCCGAGCAAAGUGAGACGGUGUCUUGCUGAUCCUACACCAAGAACACCAACACCUUUCAAGAAUGCCUUGGCAGAGCUGGAAAAGAAUGGAGGCAUUGUGAAGUACAUGCCACAAAGCCCAACUGGCCUAGUUGAAGACCUUACGGAGAUUAUAAAGAAAGAACAAGAUAUGUCUGAUUCUCAGUAUGAAACAGACAGCAGUUUGCUUUACUCAAACCAGCAGGAGGUUCAUCAGGACAGUGGUUAUAUAACAGCAAGGCGCAAGGUGUUGCUUCCCAUUGGAAAAGAGAAUACUCAGCCCAACAAGAGGAUAAGAAAGGCUUUGGCACCUUCUUGGAGUACCCCUGGAAAUAUUUAUGUACCUGGAGUCACUGACAUUUCCUCCAUAGUGGAGACACCGAGCAAGUCACUUGGCGGGGAUACAUCAGUUCUCUUUUCACCACCCUCCAUUGUGCGAGACGUCCUAUCAGAGGAAGUAGUCCUCACCUCCGCAGUGGCACCUGUGCUUCAGCAGCAGUCCUCUUCAGUCGCGAAGAACCCUGGUAUUCACCUGAGGCAUUCUGCUGUCAAGCGGAUCCACUUUGGAGACGUAACACAUGAACGGAAACUGCCCAAGCUCGACGUGAGAUGGGAGAUGGUAGCUUGUGGGAAGACCCAGGAUCAGUUGGAACUUACAGAACAAGCACACAAACUUCUCAAUAUGACCACCACUCUCAAACCUCGUUCGCUGAACCUGUAGAGAACUGCACAUUGGGAUGGGGUCUUCAUGUCGCAUGCAGUAGUACAGAGGUGAAGGCUUAGGUACUCUGUGUGGAUUCUUUACUGACAUGUUCGUAUGGGCUGCAGGCUGGAUUCUGGCCCUUCAGGUGGCACAUAACUAUACAAGAAAGAAAUGGACCUCAUCAGCUGUAAGCUGUGGAGACCUGAACCUCACUUUUCGCCUUCUGAGUGCCACUUCAGCUAUUUCAGUGGUACUGAAACCCAUUGAUAUAAUGUAUAUACUUGCGUGAUUUUAGAACUUUUUGAAAGUUCUUCUGCUGUGAAUUAGAAGUACAAGAUAAUGUGUCUGUGACUUUUUAGAGUGCAAGAUUAAGGAGUAAUUUUCCCUGUAGUCUGACCUUUUGAGGACUUACAUAUGUGUGUAUGUAUAUAAUACAUAUGUAAAACAACCAGUAUUACUUCAAAAUGUCAGUUGUCUUUUGCAUCACACUUGAUUGUAUGGAUAGCAUACAUACUGUUAAAAUGAUUGAAUAUUCAGUUGUUAGAGGUCAGGUCAUUUUUUUUAAUUGCAUGAUUUUGUCAUGAAAUGGAAAUUCUUUGGUGUGAAGCAGCGAUUGGUAUUACAGCAUGCUGGAAAAAAGAAUAGAUCCUUAGGAUGUAAUGGAAAGCAAUAUGUAGAAGGAAAUGCAGUAGUGUAAUUUCUUUAGUGUUGUAUUUGAGGGGGGGUGAUUGUUUUGGUAAUUGUGAAAGGAGGUAAAAUAUAAAUUCUCUUGCAAAAUUGGAUAGAGAAAACUGUGUAGGUAAAUACGGUAUUUUUAUAUAUGCUUCUCAUGAAUGUUGCAUGUUAUUUAAACUUGCUUUUUAGGAUUUUGUGGUUUGUGCCUUGUUAUACCGGUAUUUUAUAGGCUUCAUGUAAUAUUCAUGUUUUUAUAAUUGGCAGGAAUGUAGAAUGUCUCAGGAAAAAUUAAUAUAUUGUAGCCAUUGUAUCAUACAUUUCUAAAUUAGUGAGAAUUUUACCAAACCUCCAGUGGUCGCUAGCAUUUCAUUUGUAUCACCAUGGCUGCUACCAGAAGGCUGAUAUGCAAGCUAGAGUCAGUAAAUAGAUCACAAAUGGAUAUAAAACGUAAAAUGUAUGAUAGUCAAACCUGGAAAAAACAUUUAUUUCUUGACAUGUCCUCCAUCAACAUUGAUCCACUCGUCCCAUCACUUUAUCAGUGCGUCAAAACGUGCAGCACAGAAGUCUUUUGACUGUCAUCUCAGCCACUUCUGCACCUUUGUUUCAACCACUUCAUCAUCAGCAAAACAUUUGCCACCCAGUUGUGAACUGUUUUACAUGACAGACACUUCCCACCGUAAAUAGGAAGCAUUUCUUCAUGAAUGUCCUUUGCAUUGAGUCAUUUUUCCCACAGAAAAUGCACCACAGAAUGCUGCUCUUCAGUAUUGUACACCUCGAGCACACUCACCAUUUUGACUAUUGAAACCAGUCUCUGAACAUGCACAUGUGUGUGUGCUACCUAGACUAUGAAUCUGGACUGUGCUGCUACCUAGUGAUACAGAAAACCAAAUAUAUCUGUUAAAAAAAGAUGUUUUACUUCCAGGUAUGACCUGUUUACUGACUGACUCCCAUAAAUGACUGAAAAUGCAAAGAGAAUAUACAAAUUUGAAUUGGUUCCACUGAGUAAAUGUAAAUAGCAGGACAUGACUGAUGUUGUAAGUUCAAGCAGACGUAACUGCCCAUGCAUAAUACCUGAAACAAAUAUAGAGAAUGGUGCUGUAUAUGUGUCCUUUCAUUUUUGUAUAAAUCAUGUGUGUUUACUUAUCAGAGGAUUAUGUCUCAAGGAGCUGAAGUAGUUAAGAAUGUAAAGUUUCUGUAUUCAUUCAUUCUUGAAUUCUUAUAUAUUAUUAUGAGUCACUAGAUUUGUUAAAUAUAGGCCCUAUAUAGCUGGACAAAAUACUCUUUGCCUUAUCAGAAUCAGAACUAAUUGCAUUUACUACCUUCAUGAGCAGUGUUUAUCUGAGAUCUUAAAUUAGGUUUAUUACAAAAGUGAACAUAUCCUUGAUUCUUAUGCAAGGAAUUUGAAGAACCUUUUUUUCUUUCUUUAUUUCUCUCUCUCUCUCUCUCUCUUUUUUGCCACGAAUGGUAUCAGGAUUUGGUAGGUGUAAAUUUUCUGAUGUUAGAAGUAGGUUCUGUUAAUGAUUUUUAUGAAUUUUAAUUACAUUAAUCUUGGAUAAAUCAUGUUAUCUUGAUGCUGGAUUCAUGAUAUAUAAAUUGUGAAUGUGAAAGAUUAAUAUUCUCAAUGAAAUAAUUCUAUUUAGUGUCAUUUUUUCUAGUCUCCACUCAGUUCUCCAGGUGUUACAUGUAGCACAGUGCAGAAUUGUUUUUUUUCUAGUUGUUAAUGCUGAGCCUUUCAUUGGGGAGGUCUUCUGUCUUGUAUUUUUGUUGGAAACUAAGCCUGCAGGAAUUACAAAUGGUUAGCUCUAAGUGUCAGGAGAUGGCAGGACAUAUUUCUUUUUGUUGAUGUUGAAAACCAAAGUUACUUAGAAAGAAAACAGACUAAUUUUAAAGUAACAGUUGCAUUCUUGCCCUGAAAAUAAUUGUAAGAUUUUUUUCCCUAGAACUUGUCAUGCAUACUUUCUAAUACAAAGAAUAUUUGGCAGCUGAUCAUAUUGUCACGUGUGUGAGUAACUUGAAUUGGUGACUCUAUUUAUUGACCACUUAUACAACUCAUUCCUAGACUUCACAAAUCACUAUUGCACACAGACUAGUGUUCUCAGCCUGUUGCAGUCUCCACUAGUUUUCUGAUAACAGUCUUCUGACAGUGGAGAUUCUUCAGCUUCUAGGCCCAGUUUGUUGCCCACUGGCUCUCAACUGCACCAACUAAGUCUGCUCUUCACAGACUCCAUUACAACUGACUAUUGCCUUUCUUAAAAUGUUCUCUCAGUUAACUUCUAAACUUGUCUCAUUGAUAACACCUUGGCACCGACCACACAGAAAACACCUCAAACAGUUCCUGCAUUAUUGUGUUGGGAUUUGUUGCUGCAGAAAAGUGUUUACUAUGCUGUUGCAUAGCAACAGUCAUGGCACAGGCCACAGAAACACCACUUACAACAGUUCCUCUGUUCUCUGUUUUUUCAUUGCCAUAGGAUCCUGUUUGUUUGCAAUCAUUACGUAGUAUCAGGUCUACACACUACAAUAUUAUUAAUUUAAAUAACCUUUUUUGGUGCAUUCAAAGUCAAAAGUUCCCUACUUCUUUGUCUGUCCAUCUGUCCACGUCUAAUAACUUGAGAACCAUGGAAUAAUAUUCAGAAUUAAUGGGUUUUUGGAAUUCUUCCAUCGACAGAACCCUUUAAAAUCUAUAUGGAAUAAUAUGUCAUGAAUUUAAGGUUUGUAAAUUUUACUAAUAUUUAUCAACAAAUUCCAGUUUCAUUUAGAAUUUGGCAGUAAUAACAGACACUUUACUUGAAGAUGCAUUUGUAUGCGCUUCUCAAGCUUAACUUGCUAAGUAGUUAUCAGAGAAGAGAACGUUUCAGGCAAAAGUUAUAGAGAAAAAUGAAGCACACGUUUUAAUCACAGUUUACUUUUCUUCCAGUCUUAUAGUUUUGGAGGGCUGGGAUAAGUCAGUAUAGCAGUAGGUUAUGGGCUAUAUGGCUGGAAUGGGGUUUGAUUCCUGGCAGAGGCAAGAGACUCUACCUCUUCACCAUGGCAUCCAAAUCAGCUGUAUGACUGCUUGGCCUCCUGUCCAGUGGGUACUGGGGGCCUUUUUGCUGGAAGUAGUGCAGUUAGGUCAUGAAGAUGACAUAUCACCCUAAUCUAGUGCCAUGGUUAAGAAUGGGUUGAGCUGUAUCUCCAUUUCCCCAGAUGUCUUCAUGGCAUGUUGCUUAAUCAGUUAAGCACAGGAACAAGUUUGUCUUAUGAUUUUGAAGAUAAUUAAACAAAGGGGAGAAAAUGCUACAGAAUUGAUCAUUUGCACAUGUGUUAUAACUGCUGUCUUAUUAUGUAGUGUAUUUAGUCCAGCUAGAUGCCAUCACUAAUAAUAUAUUUCACUGUGUUAAGUCAAACAGCACAUGUCUCAGUAGUGUGACCUAUCAACUUCAUGCACUUGUGAGAGGACAUAUAUAAGGAAGAAUUGAUUUGUUUCAUUUUUGCAAUAUGACAGUUUUAUGGUGCUGCUGUUAUCCACCAACCUAAUCUGAUAUUUAGUAUAGCCAUCUACAUUACAUAUUGCUGGUUUAAGUUUUUAGCCCACUUUCUAUAUUUGAAAAAAAUUAGAUGUAGUCUUAUGAGAUAAUGCUGUCCAUAUGUCUGUGUGUUCCCCCCUAACAACUUUGGAUGAGCAGCAUUAACGAGGGAGCCAUAUGACAUGAUGCCUGAAAGCUGGAAUAAUGGGAAUCAGAAGAGACUGCCAUUGCUAGACAGUGGCUUGGUAAUUACAUUCCUGCAGAUACUCAUCUGCUAAACUAAACCAUCAUAUCCAGAUUUUAAUUGUUUUCUUCAAAACAGAUAUAUUAACCAGUAAUAGAACUGUUGUGGUUAAGGGUGUAAUUAGAAGACUUGACUGUCUUUAAGUUGUUCAAGAAGUAAGCACUUCCCAUUCAGAGCCAGAAAUGUUAAAGAGCUUCAUAACACCAUGACUUUGUAAUAGUAAUGCAAAUAUGGCUGCCAAGGUGAAUGUUUAGAACAUUUAAAACUUCUGUGUGGUGUCAGAAUUAUAACAUUUACUAUGUUUGUGUGAUUUUAACAACAUUGGUAUAAAUGUAAGUUUUGAAAAUUUUGUAAUGAAAUGAAAAUAUUUGUUAGUUUGCAAUGCAAACAAAACAUAUGCUCUUUAAUCUUCACGUAAAAAUUUAUGUAUGAGAUUAUAUCGGGCAGGUUCAUAUUAUUGCUAAUGGAAGGAUCUAGGCAUGUCAUCAGCGAGACCAUUUCUUGAUUUUGAUAGCCGGAGCCUUCCAUCAAUACAGUCUGUAGUGAGUCAGUUCCACCUCUAAAUCUCUCUCUCUAGAGCCGUUCUGAACAUAAUGAUGAGAUCAUAGUUAUUACUUUGUUUUUCAUCCUUAUUUACUUCUUGACUGAGUUCUAAACAUACCUUGAAGUAAGUUAGUGGUGGUUAUUGACUGUCCUGGUAGCUAGGUUUCUAGGAAACAGACUUUCCAAUGUGAAAUUUAGUCAAUAUAUGUGUGCCUGGCUAACAGGUACUGCAACACAGAUACCUUCUACACAGUGACGCUAUUAUUUAUGUGAAUGUAGUUAUAUAAAAACUGUGUUUUUAUUAAUAUUAUACCAAUACAAAUUUGGUGGUGUUUUCAGUGCUUUCAGGACAGUCAUUGUAACCCUGCCACACAGCAAAUGAAUAACUAACUGGAACUGUUAACAGUAAUUUUGAAUUGUGAGCCUUUUGAUGAUGAAAUUCUGUUAUAAGUUUUAGUGCUGUUGGUGUAGUGUAGACUGACAGCAGCUGAGAUGAAAUUUUAGGGGUUAUAGAAAGAAAAACCAAGAGAGAGGCUAAAAAGUAAUAAUAAAAAUAAAUAGCAUUUGGAGAGAAAUGCAUAGAAAAUUAAAUUAAUGAAUAAUGGAAUAAGAUGGUCCGGAUGCAUUUAAUUGUGAAUAGAGAAUCCCAAACAUUGUUUUGAACAUGACAAUAAAAGAAAGAUGCUCAUGUAGAAGACUUAAAUCGAGAUAGAAACAGCAGGUUAGGAAAGGUGUCAGCAUGUAAGGCUGGAUGAAUGUUGGAGGAUGUUUAGGAGGAGGUGGAGAAGGUUUGGGAAGACAGAUACAGCUGGAGAGAUUUGAUUGCUAUGUGACUUGCAUAAAAGUAAAUUUUUGCAGUAAGAAACAGAUGUUAGAAGUAGAGUUGUAACAGUCUCAAGAAGUGCCUUUGUUUUCCUGUCUGUGAAAAGUGAAUUGUUAUGACUGACAAGUAGGGUGUUAUGUUAUACUGCAUGUAUUUCAUUCAAAUUCUGUGCUUGGCAGUGAAAUGUUCAAAACCAGAGAGAGAUAAUUAUGAAGGAAGAUGACAAACUGUCAUGGGCACAUUGUUCUGCCUUUUCAUAAAGAAUUAUAAUGAACUGCUUUGUGAAAGAAUAGCUAUGGCCAAGUUGUUACAUAAUAUCUUGCCCCAGUUUUUUUUUUCCAUGCCCUCACAUGAUUUAUACUUAGUUGAUUCUGAGGCUGCCUUUGCUGGCUGAGGCUUCUUGCCACUCACCAUGUCUCAGGUUCCAGCAUCCACUGUGCAUGUGUCUCCACACAAUUUCUGUCUAAUGAUGUGCACGGUGUGUGUGUUGCAGUAGGGACUGGGGAGCAGGAUAGUAGAAUCAUUGAGGAGAGCUCACAGCAAAUUUAUGAAGGAGAAUAUGGUGUUCAGAGUGUAUUGAACCCUUUUGCUGGGUAUGACAAUAUUCCAUCAUUGACCAGUGAUAACUUAAUGGGUGUGGCAUACCAUUACACGCUCUGAUUUUAGUUGUGUAUAACCUCUUGGUAUGACAAGGUAGAUGGCUGGAACUUUUACCAAAGUAAUAGGUGGCAUUUUCUUGUCUGGAUGCCAGCAUUAUGCAAGAGAAACAGCAUAAUACUAGCCAUCUAUCCAGUUUUUCUCUAUUGCAUUCACUUGGGCAGCAAGUUCAGGGUUUUGUAAAAUGGCAUUGACUAGUGUGAAGUGUGUAUAGAUCAGGUUUCUUUUUCUCUCAUUCAUUUUACAUUUCUUUUCCUUUUUUAAGUUCAAAAUCUUGGCAGUGUGUUGCACAUACAAUGUAUUACUUGUUUACAGUAUGAUUAUAAAAAAUUCAAGUUGAGGGUUUUGUAUUGUAAAGUGUCAAGGGUUAUGUUUACACAGCUGGAAAAAAGGAACUACCAAGGGUAGGUCACACCAUAGCAGAUAAAACCUCCCUGGCAAGUGGUAAGUGGCAAUAUGAGGUGAAGCAAAAGUCACUAUCAAGGCAAAUCCAGCAUCUUUAUGAUCUCCUUCUGGGUAUGAUUGAACAUUGCUUUCAACUUCUAAAUUUAAUGGAAGCUAUACAGGCAGAUGUUUGGUACAGAACUAUUAGUUUUAAAAAACCAGUAACUAUAAAAUGAACAGAAACAAGGCUGUCAUGAAGCAGCAAACAAGUCUGGUCACUGUUUCAUACUUGAACAUCCAGGUACUUCAUAGCAUCACAGAUAUGUGGUACACUCCUAAAUCAUGGAUUCUUAUGGGGUUCUCCUCAUGAGUAAGGAGGUGUGUGGAACUGUGCACACUGGACACUGCUGAAAUUAAUAAUCAGCUUUAUAUUGCUAACUUUUACCACAAACUGAAUUCCAUUCUAACAGUACAAAUAAGGUCAGUUCAAAAUUAUUCUGACAGAAGUGUAUUACACUUGGGAUUGCUGAGUUUCUGAACUUUACACAUCAUCUAACAUUCUAAAAGAACAGAAUGUUUUGAAAACUAGAUCUGUCCCCACCCUCAUUUGUGCAAGGUUGAGGAGGCCCUCAGUUGAGUCUGUUAGAUAGAGCUAAAUCAUAACUACAUCUGUGUGACCACCUGAGAUCAGGUUUUGUCUGUAGGAGCUAAUAGGAAAGUUGGCAAUAAAAAUUAUGGAAAUACAUUUGCUGA
This is a messenger RNA of Cryptotermes secundus, 10279 nucleotides long. RefSeq names its product myb-related protein A (gene Myb). The record is from RefSeq and is a predicted model, not a curated record. Gene Ontology annotation, cellular component: nucleus. The coding region runs from base 220 to 2715 and encodes 831 amino acids. The transcript has 15 exons. NCBI's taxonomy places the organism in Eukaryota, Metazoa, Arthropoda, Insecta, Blattodea, Kalotermitidae. Gene Ontology annotation, biological process: regulation of DNA-templated transcription. Gene Ontology annotation, molecular function: RNA polymerase II cis-regulatory region sequence-specific DNA binding; DNA-binding transcription factor activity, RNA polymerase II-specific.